Messenger RNA from Eruca vesicaria subsp. sativa (arugula), 1276 nucleotides. Lineage: Eukaryota; Viridiplantae; Streptophyta; Magnoliopsida; Brassicales; Brassicaceae. The record is from the annotation of a GenBank genome assembly.
GCCGUUAGUCAACUCCGCUUUGCAUUAAAAAAUUACUCCUCCGAUCUCUUUUAUUUUUCUCUUCUCCGGCGACUUCCUUCACUCUCCUCCGAAUCUGAAUGAGUUUGUGAGCCGUGGAGAGGGAGGGAAGGUGUCCACUUCCAUACAAUGGGAAAAGCAUCAGCUCUGCUUCUGUUUCUAUUGUCUUUCGGUUUCUUCGUUGUGACAUAUAAUCUUCUCACACUCAUACUCCACAACAGAUCUGGUCUGAAUAAUAACUCAGAUGGAACUCGUCCAAUCCUAGAUCCUAUUGUCCAAAUGCCUCACAGAAACUCCCAACAAACCUCUUCAGCACCAUUUCAUGUUGCCUUAACAGCUACAGAUGCUCCUUACAACAAGUGGCAGUGUCGUAUUAUGUAUUAUUGGUAUAAGCAGAAGAAAGCUCUUCCUGGUUCUGACAUGGGUGGGUUUACACGUAUUUUGCAUUCCGGUAAUACUGAUAACUUGAUGGAUGAGAUACCAACUUUUGUGGUUGAUCCUCUUCCUCCAGGUGUUGAUCAGGGGUAUGUUGUGUUGAAUAGACCGUGGGCGUUUGUGCAAUGGCUUGAAAGAGCUACCAUCAUCGAAGACUAUGUGCUGAUGGCAGAGCCUGAUCAUGUUUUUGUUAACCCUAUUCCUAAUUUGGCUGUUGGAGGAGACCCAGCUGCUUUUCCGUUUUUCUAUAUUACACCUGAGAAGUUUGAAAACAUUGUUAGAAAGUAUUAUCCUGUGGAGAUGGGUCCAGUUUCAAAUAUUGAUCCCAUUGGCAAUUCUCCUGUUAUCAUUAGCAAGGAAUCACUUGAAAAGAUUGCUCCUACAUGGAUGAAUGUGUCGUUGACUAUGAAAAACGAUCCAGAUACUGACAAGGCAUUUGGAUGGGUUCUGGAAAUGUACGGAUACGCAGUUGCCUCGGCUCUGCAUGGGGUGCGGCACAUACUUCAUAAGGAUUUCAUGCUCCAGCCUCCAUGGGAUCUGUCUACCAAGGGCAAGUAUAUCAUCCAUUACACUUAUGGAUGCGACUACAACAUGAAGGGUGAGUUGACUUAUGGGAAAAUAGGAGAGUGGCGAUUUGAUAAGAGAUCGCAUCUACAAGGUCCUCCUCCAAGGAACAUCUCCAUGCCUCCUCCAGGUGUUCCAGAAAGUGUGGUGACUCUAGUGAAGAUGGUGAAUGAAGCUACAGAAAAUAUUCCUAAUUGGGACACUCUCUAACUCACAUCCACAAGCACACAAACCAUAGAAAGGACAAGGAAUCCAUACA